Messenger RNA from Penaeus indicus, 899 nucleotides. RefSeq lists its product as uncharacterized. The transcript is spliced from 4 exons. Lineage: Eukaryota; Metazoa; Arthropoda; Malacostraca; Decapoda; Penaeidae. The record is from RefSeq and is a predicted model, not a curated record. Bases 151 to 744 code for a protein of 197 amino acids.
GGGGAGCUGAUCUGGGGACCUGCAGAUUACACCUGUCCGCACUAGCUUCUCAGACGUUCCAGGUGAAGUGUCUCACUCCGCUUCACACAGGAAACCAGACUCUGCUUGCUGCUGCGCUUAGAACCAGUUAUUCUUCUACAUGAGCGCGAGAUGGGAAUGAAGUUGGCUCCCGCUGAGCUGGCUCUCGCCGCCCUCCUCCUGGCGGCCUUCUGCCCCGUCGGCCCCUGCUUGGAGGUCAACCACGCGCCGACCCAGGAGUCCGCCGGCCCGGAGGACCGCGGGGCGCGCAUCGGCAUCCACAGGAUCACGCGCACGACGACCACACACCUGUUCACCGUCACGUCCACCGCCGUCGCCUUCUUCACCUGCUCCAAGAUACACAGGGGCUAUGAUUACGGCCGUGGGCUCAAGCUCAACUUGAAACGGAGGGCGGUGUUAGCCAGCGUUGCUCCUGACGAGUUUCAAGAACCCAAGAUUUUAUAUUCCUCACAAGACGAUGUCGAAACUCACCCAAGCAGGCUCAUUAGGAGUUCUCUUUUCGAAGAUGAAAUCCAAGACAAGGUGAUUUCCUCGACCGCGCAUCCGGCCGAGGACAGGGAAAACAAGAUGUUUACUAUUGUAAGACACUUCAGCACCACUUCCACAUUCACGACUGUUACUACGUCCACGGACUAUGGCCAGACUGUGACACUUAUCUACGAAGACCAGGCCCCCGACGACGCCCCCCUGGUCCCUGAGUGUUAACCGACGACCAGAGAAAGCGAUGUGCCAGCGCUUCGCUUGGAAACGUUUGGUUGAGGAUGAACAUGAUUGAUAUAUUGUCAAGUUGCUUCUCGCAAGACAGACAACACACUUAUUAAUUUACUUAUUUAAUAUUUCUUUAUAUAAAAAGGCAUACA